This is a messenger RNA of Phytophthora megakarya, 612 nucleotides long. The record is from the annotation of a GenBank genome assembly. Lineage: Eukaryota; Oomycota; Peronosporomycetes; Peronosporales; Peronosporaceae.
AUGGCUUGCACGCGUGUGCAGCAGCUUGAGCUAGAAUACGAACGGGUCCUGCGAAUAAGUGUUGAAGAACUGGAUCUUGAGCACGCAGUCUAUAUAUAUGAAGGGGGUGAAACGUUAUCACAACUCCGGGAACAACUCGCGUUGCUUCCGGAUAUCGAAGCGUUUUCUCCGAAGUGUGAUAUCGAUUCAGCCGACGUUGGUGAAUCUGGGACGAGUACUUCGAAAGAUGAGCAAAAAUUGCGAGCGAUUCUUAAGUAUCAUCAAACUAUCGUUUUAGGAAAUGGGAAUGCGGUUAGAGCCCCGACGCGAGGUGUAACCUGUGAUUUGGAUGCCGGAGAGACGAAUCCCGUCGCCCAGCGUCCCCGAUCUGUUGCACCACAUUUGUCGAUCAAAGUGUAUGAGCUGUUGAAGAAACUUUUGGAAACCCGACUCAUCGGGCAUUCAGAAUUACCAUGGACGUCACCUAUUAUGAUCGUCCUCAAAAAAAUGGUGUGGAUAUUCGGAUGUGUGUCGCCUACCGAGUUGUUAAUGGAUUCAUCACAUUGUCGAAUUAUCCUCUACCGCAGACCGAUGGUCUGCUGGUUGGAUUUGAGGAUGUUAUGUGAUUUAUGA